GAUGGACCAUGCGACCUACCGACUCCCGUGAUUACGGACCAUCUUUUCGCGCAGAGUAGCACAAGGCGGUCGCAAACACAGGCCUUUCGCGCGCGCAUAAAUUCGACCAUAUCCUCAACAAUGACAAAAUAUUCAUCCUACAAACACUCGUUUCGCCCCCUACUUUCAUUCUUUACAUUUAUACCACCUCACUGCGCCAUACCAUGAUGUUCUUCGCAAGAAUCCUCACCUUCCUUUCCGUCACUGCCCUUCUCUCGGCUGCCCUGCCGCUCGUUCCCCGAGCUAACGUCGGUGAAGGCACUUGGUACUAUCCGGGACUAGGAUCCUGUGGUAUAACCAACACCGCAUCGGACAUGAUCGUAGCGGUCUCGCACUCGCUAUACGACUCGUAUCCUGGUGCUACCGCAAACCCCAACCUGAACCCGAUUUGCAACAAGAGAUUGGUCGCGACCCACGGAGGAAAGUCAGUUACCGUUACCGUCACAGACAAAUGCAUGGGGUGCGCCGGAAUGUACGACCUCGACUUUUCUCCCACUGCAUUCUCGCAGCUUGCCAGCACCAGCGUUGGACGUCUCACUGGAGUAAGCUGGAACUGGGUUGCUUAAAGAGACUCCCUUGCAUAUCUCUCCAUAUACCAUCCGGUCGAAUCUAUUAUUGGAUUAGAUAGGCCUUAUACUGCAUAGGAGAUCGCACUGGUUUGCGAAUCUAUGUACCUAUCAUUUAUUU
Messenger RNA from Desarmillaria tabescens, 726 nucleotides. Its product is annotated as barwin-like endoglucanase. The transcript is spliced from 5 exons. The record is from RefSeq and is a predicted model, not a curated record. NCBI's taxonomy places the organism in Eukaryota, Fungi, Basidiomycota, Agaricomycetes, Agaricales, Physalacriaceae. The coding region runs from base 204 to 605 and encodes 133 amino acids.